AUGCGGGAUUUGUCCCAUCCUGUCUGUAAGGAACUAUUUACAGGUGUGCCGGCCGAUCGUAUAAUACUCUAUGGGCAGUCGAUAGGCACAGUCCCGAGCGUAGAUCUAGCUAGUCGCGAAGAUGUGGCUGCACUUAUUCUACACUCUCCUUUAAUGAGUGGAAUGCGUGUCGCUUUCCCAGGAACUCAGCGUACUUGGUGUUGCGAUGCUUUCCCAUCUAUAGAGAAAGUUCCUCGCGUGAAAUGUCCUACGCUUGUAAUUCAUGGAACAGAUGACGAAGUAAUCGAUUUCUCUCAUGGAGUUUCAAUCUACGAGCGAUGUCCAGCAUCUGUUGAGCCGCUGUGGGUGUCAGGUAAUGAAGUUUAUCUUCCGGUAACAGUAUUUUUAGUCUUGAAAGUUUGUAAAAGUGGUAUUAUCAACAGAGUGAAACGCGCUGGUCAUAACGAUGUUGAACUUCACGCUGCUUAUCUUGAGCGUCUGCGGAAUUUCAUUGAAUGUGAAGCUCGACGUUCAAAAGACGAUAUUGGCGUACGUGUUUAG
Strongylus vulgaris is the source of this 540-nucleotide messenger RNA. Lineage: Eukaryota; Metazoa; Nematoda; Chromadorea; Rhabditida; Strongylidae. The record is from the annotation of a GenBank genome assembly.